CCCAAGGUCCCCCCCAUGGCAUAGUGAGCGUGAUAUGCCGAUAUGUGGAGCGAGUCCCUCAAACUUUAAAUACCCUGUGAAAAAACCACCUUUCGUCUCUUCACAGGUGAAUGGGCAUGGCGAUAUUCCGCGGAGAUGACCAAGAGAGAAGAGGUUUUUUUUUCUUGUUCAUGGUGUAGCCAUCACUUGUUCAGCGCUUAGACCGUACUAGCCCAAGGUCAAUUUGUUGAUGAGUUGUUAGAGAAUAAGAGGAUUCCAGAAGCAGAGAUAACGACCACCCUUCAAAACCGAGAAAUCAGCUAUCCCCAGCCCUUAUCUUUUAGUCACUUUACCCCACCCAAAACACCUAUUGGGUAUUCCAACCUGACUCCCACGUCGUCCUCCGAUAUCGUCCGCGUUAUUGGUCAUCUAUUUUUUUUCUGUACUCAACUCUCAGUCAUAUUUGAACCAUUCCUUCUCCAAGUCCAGGAUGAACGCUCAAGUCUCAUUUCUAGACGGCGAGCUCAGCCUAAUUCAUAUUCCACUCAACCUCUACCCUACACUUCUUCAACCAAUACUUCAGAUUCUCCUACCCCAAAAGGAGUCUAUUCUUCAGCCAGAGGAUGAACAGGGAAAUGGUAGCCCAGUCGCGAGCAAUUCGAGCCGAAGCUGGUCUCAACUUGGCCCCCAUGACCAGCGGCCAUUCCUCAACGUCAGUAUAACACCCAUCGAGUGCUCCGUCGUGUGCCAGACGACAUGGGCAACCAGCGUGUUCGAGCCGGCUCUCCAAAAACUCCAGCAGGCCGCGAGGGGGAAGGUUUCCAUCUCAAAGGAGUCGUAUGUGGCACUGUGCGUUAUAAGCGCCGGCAUGGAUGCUGGGUCUCGAGUCGUCGACCUGUCCUCGCCGCUGGCCCUCGCGGGGAUUUCCAUCUUUUUCAUCACGACGUACUAUUCCGACUUUAUCUUGGUGCCGAGCAAGGAUAAAAAGAACGUUGUGCAAGCCCUCCUGGCCAGGGGGUUCGAGUUUACCGACAAUGGCGACUCGUCCUCCAUGAUGUCGCUGCCACGGUCCGGACUGGGCUCGUACCUGAACUCGCACGCCAACAGCGGUGCCGGCAGCACAAUGGUAAGCAGGAGAGGGAGUUACAACGAGCAUGAUAAUGCCACCCCGGACUCUCCAUUACCUUCCAACGCCGACGAACUGCAGGAGCGCACGUUUGCUUUACUCAAGAAACAGAGUGUACAAGCGACAGUGGACACCAGCCUGAGAUUGGUGCAUUGCUCCGGGCACGAGACUUCGUCGCAUCGCCUUGACGGCGAGAUAUCGGCUGCAUCCCCAACAGCGCACCUAAAUCGCCCGUCGCUCAGUAGGAUGAACACGGGCAAUGGGUUCAGCAACGGGCAUUCCCAUCGGACAUGGGUUGACACGGUCGACACGCGCCUCUACACGUGUCUCGUUGCGGCGUUGGCCACUCAACCAAAGUUCCUUUCCGUCACGCUGGCACAGGAUGAUCCGCCAUCGUUGCUUCUCGACAAGGCGCUAGUCCCCAUGUUUGGCGAGUCGCUAAUUGGAGAGGCAGGAGGGGAGCUUGCGCCGAUAUUUUUGGACUUGGCAUCAUUGCCUUUUGAGGCAACGGGAAUCGUAUCGGGAGUAGCAGGGAGGUUGGCGAGAGAGAUGUCUGACGAGGGCCCCGAGUUGUCAUAUCUAUCGACAGCGAGGGCAGGCGCAGUAAUACUGUCGCGAGAGCAGUCGGCCAAAGCCAUUGAGAUAUUGGGACCUCUGUUAUCCGGGGAUACUUAGUCCUGGUGGAAAAUUAUAUAAAGAAUGCAUUCAUAGGAUAGGACAAACAAAAGAAUAAUUGCUUACCGGUAAUUUGACGUGUGAAUAACAUUUUUUGAAAUGUUUUCGC
Messenger RNA from Pyricularia oryzae 70-15, 1889 nucleotides. RefSeq lists its product as uncharacterized. Lineage: Eukaryota; Fungi; Ascomycota; Sordariomycetes; Magnaporthales; Pyriculariaceae. The record is from RefSeq and is a predicted model, not a curated record. The transcript is spliced from 2 exons. Gene Ontology annotation, biological process: cellular response to L-arginine; regulation of intracellular signal transduction. Gene Ontology annotation, cellular component: cytosol. The coding region runs from base 470 to 1780 and encodes 436 amino acids.